This is a messenger RNA of Parus major (Great Tit), 3685 nucleotides long. RefSeq names its product TLC domain-containing protein 5-like. Gene Ontology annotation, cellular component: membrane. The transcript is spliced from 4 exons. The record is from RefSeq and is a predicted model, not a curated record. Lineage: Eukaryota; Metazoa; Chordata; Aves; Passeriformes; Paridae. The coding region runs from base 221 to 958 and encodes 245 amino acids.
GGACAAUGUGCUCGGCUAAAUACUCGAGUGAAGGACUCUGAACAAGUCUGAAGUGCUUGCAGGGGUGUAGUGGAGUUGUCCUUUGAGAGUGUGAAGUGAUGGUACUCAAGCUCAGGAAGGAGAGAGGCGGUGAGGAAACAAGCCCAGGCUGAGCCAGGAGCUCUGGAGGUCAGGCUGGAGCUGUGGAGGGCAGUGAGACUCAGCUGAAGCUCAGGACAGGAUGCUGUUCCCGCUGCCCCUGCGUGCAGCCUGCAGCCUGCUGGCCUGGUUCUGCCUCUACAAGUGGUUCUGCCACCGCUACCGGCACCGCAGCAUUGAGUGGAGCUGCAGGCUGGUCACACUGACCCACGGCAUCCUGGCCACCUGUCUGUCCGCUUACAUCGGCUUCAUCGAUGGCCCCUGGCCCCUGAGUCACCCAGGAUCACCCAACACAACCCUCCAGGUGCAUGGGCUGUGCCUUAGCUUGGGCUACUUCAUCUUCGACCUGUGCUGGUGCGUGUACUUCCAGACGGAGGGUGCCCUGAUGCUGGCCCACCACCUGGUGAGCAUCGUGGGCAUCGCCACCUCCUUGGCCCUGGGCGAGUCGGCCGCGGACGUCAACGCCGUCAUCUUCGGCAGCGAGAUCACCAACCCGCUGCUGCAGGCCCGCUGGUUCCUCAAGGAGCUGGGCCGCUACCACACCUUCACGGGCGACCUGGUGGAUUUCCUCUUCGUGGUGCUCUUCACCGGCGUGCGCAUCGGCAUGGGGGCCUGGCUGAUGUACUGCGAGCUGGCCUCGCCCAGGCCCCGCUGGUACAUCAAGCUGGGCGGGGUCAUCAUGUACGUGGUGUCCUGGGUGUUCAUGGUCAGCAUCUGCCGCUUCGCAUGGAGGAAGAGCAUGAGGAAGUACCAGGCCUGGAGGAGCCGCAGGAGCCACGAGCUGUGCUCCAAGACCAACGGGCACCUCAAAAGCCACUGAGUGGAGCAAAGAGUUCCUGGAGAUGGCGGGCUGGCAAGGAGGGGGAUCGUGCCUGAAAUGCCACUGUUGGGAGAUGAGCCAAUGCACGUUAGCAGUUCUGGAGCCAAAUUUAUCCCUGGCAUAACUGCACUGAAAUCCAUGGAGCUAUGCCACGGAUUCACUGAUGUGCAGUGCUCGGCCUGGCAGAGGCUGGCUCUGGGUACGUGAGCACAGCCUGAACGAUGAGUGAAAGAAGGGCUGAUUUUAUAGAUUAAACGUGGCUAGUCCAGGUGUAAAUAGCGAUGUCUGUAGCCAACUCCUUCAGGAUCUUGGAAGAGAGGAGGAGGUAACACUAGAUCUCCAUGUCCAGUGUCCUGUGCAGUCUAGGCAGCUAGAGUGGCUCUUCAAGCUGGGAGGAAGAAGCGUGUUCUAGUGUUGCAUCCAAGCUGGGAUUCCUGGCUCUUCCACCACCUCGUUGUGUGACCUUGGGCAAGUCACACAACUCUAACUCUGUGCCUAAUUCCCCCUCCGUGACUUGGGGGUGAUGGAGCUGCUCCAUCUGUUAUGCACUUUCAGAUUUUUACUUGAGAGGUGCUAUAUAAAUGCAAAGUGAUGGUUGUUAUCUGCACUUGGUUCAUUACCCCUGUGUUUCCCUUGGGAGAAACGACUUUGGUGGUCAAGCUAGAGUGAGACUCUAGAAAAAUCAGUAUUUUAGACAGUUUGUUGUUCCCUACCCUUUCUAUUUCCUUUUAAUAACUUAUCUAUUAACAUAUUGAUAACUUAUUUUCUGUAGUGUCCAGAAGCUCUAAUCAGCACUGGCACCAUACAGGACUAGGUGCUCUGUGAACACACCCAAAGACAAACAGACCCAGAAGGGAAUUUUUUCCUGAUUUUUCCCUCCUCUGACUGUUAAAACUCCCCUACAAACACUGCUUUUAGCUCCUUGGGUAACCAGCACACUCCAUUUUGAGAAGGCCCAUCAGGAUUUCCCAGUCAGGGGUUUUCUUGCUGAUGAGCCAAGCCCUGAUUUUGUCUGCAGAACACACCAAAAUUCCCUCUGCUGUGCCCCAAAUCCAAAUUGGGAUUUCUGGUUGUCCAGAAUCUGCCCUGUGGAAGCCACAGAGUGACCUUGGCUCUCCUUCAUCUGAACUGAUGCCUUGACCCUUGGGCUUUGAUUUCCCUCUGACUGGGUCUGAAUCACUUUAUAAAAGUGAAUAUUAUGAGGAUCAGAGAGAUUUAUUUUACAGCUUAGUAAUUAAACAAGAGAGAGGCCCAAAAUCUGGUCUUUUUUAAGAAAAAAACCAACCAAACAAACAAAAUAAAAAACAACAAACCAAACCUGACUGGGAGAAAAAUAAGAAUUACUUAGCUGGUCCCAUUUGGAGGGAAAAGCCAUGCCCAGUUGGCAGCUUCUGGAGUUUAUUUCACUGCAUGUUCUUAAGCCAUUCCUUUGUUGUUGCUGUGAUUUUUAGCAUUUCCUUUGAGCGUCCAGUGCAGCUCAGGUGCCCCUUUUUGCUUGAGCCUUGCCUGAUGCAGCCAAAGACCUGAAGAACCCCCCAAAAAACCCCUUUAGAUGAGCAGAACCAGAUGAGCUGGUCCUGGACACUCAUUUUGACUCAUUCAGCACUAUCAAGCCUUGAAAGGAGACUGAAGGGCUGGUUGGGGCUUGCUGGUUCUUUUUUCCCAGCUCUGCUGCUCUGUUGAGCACAUCCAGGAGCCCCUUUUGCCUCAACCUAACCCACUUUGGGAAGUGGGUCCAGUCUUACCUACCUCGUAGGGUGUUUCCAUUGAGCACCAAGCCACCUUUGGUGGAUUCUCGGUGCUUUGUGUCACGCUGUGCUGUAUAAAAGUUGCUUUGAGUGAAGCACUUCCCGCUAAGAGCCAUCAGCAGCGCUUUGUCACCUGAAUGUGGGCACUUCCCAACAUCCCAAAAGCAGGAGUGAGGUGUUUUGUAAAGGUGCUCAAGGGCAGGAGUCACAGGGAAGGGAGCUGGACAUGCACAUGAAGGUCAGCUGCAUCUUCGCAGCGAGCCCCAAGCUGAGGAAAAGGUGUCUGGUGGGAUUUCCCUGGUCAGGAUUGCAGGAAUCUGGAGCCAAAAGAGUCCCAACCACUGAGCAGGGAAUGAGGGCUUGCAGCAGCAGCUCCUGGAGAAGUGGAGGUGAAAACAGGCUGGUCACUCCUGCUGAGCUGCCCAGCACCGAGGGUUUCCAGAGAGCCCUGGUGGUUUGGGCUCUGACCUUUGCUGAGGGUUGGGGUGCAGCUUUAUGGGGUUAGAGCCCUCACCUGCCCAGGUGGAUGAGGAUGGCAGUGACUGGAGUAUCUGUGAAUCGCCUGUUUGAAGAUAUUUUUAAACACAAUGGUUGAAGUUCUCUGAACAGGGGGGAAACUUGGUUGGAAGGAGAGCACUGCUCAGCUCUGAGGCUCUUGAAGGUAAACAAGAAAACAAAAGGGCAAUUAGGAAUGGCUUUAUGAGGCAGAGCAAGGCCUCAUAACCCAUUUAGUGGGCUCCAGCAUAGAAUCACAGACCCAGGAGUACAAAUUCCAAGCUGUGGAGCACAGGGUGGGACCUAUCCUCAGGCUAGUCCAUAGUGGCUAGAGCAAACUGUGAGAGGAAACUGCAGAACUAGUGUGAACUAAUAACUUGUGUCUGAAUUACUGUGUAAUAGCAACUAAUGUUCCACCAGUGAAUGGUGUAGAGGCUUUGUAUUAUGUUUUAUAAAAAUAAAGAUUAUUUAAUUAUAUAAGGAA